AUGCUUUUGGUCUUUCUCCACCAAUCGCAUGAGGCUCUGUUUUGGGAUGAUGACGCCCAACUUUCUAGACUUCGCCCUCAUGGAGAUGAUUUCUCAGCCACCAACCUUCCGGAAGCCAAGGUGGGCUUAGAUUUUCACAAGUCAAACAAGACCUCCGGGAGUUGGGUGAAGACGUAUCUUGGCUAUGGCGGAGAUCCUACCGACCCUCCUUCCAUCAAUGAAGUAUCCUAUACUGAGCAUGUGGCUUUUCUUGUGAUGUGGUUGUGCAAGUUCUUGGCAUGCCCAAAAUCCGGGGGGAUUACUAAGGAAUUUCAAGCCUUGGCGGAGGUACUUGCGGAUGGCCAUCAAGUGGCCAUGAGCCCAAUCUUUCUUGCCUAUCUUUAUAGAGGGCUCCGCGAGGUAAUCACUAAACCCAUGGAUUAUCAUGCUUCUGACUCUAUAUGGAUUUUUCAAUUGUGGCUCCAGUUAUAUUUUCUGGAAUUAAGUCCAACCACUGUUUGCCCAAACAAUAAAGCACUUCUAGGUCCGCCCUUGCUCAAUGCCCCACGCCGGAAGCAUUAUGUUGAGAAUUGCUUCCGAUUUUUCUAUGGGUGUCAGGAGAGGACUAGGGAGCAUCUCUCCAUUUGCCUAGAUCACCUUUUCCAGGAUUAUCUAGCCCUGGAUCUUUCCUCAUAUCCUAUGGCGGAGACGAAAGAGGAGAGACAUAAUAUGUGGGCAAAUAUCCUCAUCAGCCGAGAUCUUCCAUAUGGCCUGAUGAUGAACAAAGGUAGCAACUAUCAUUGUGGUGGUGAGCUUUAUUAUCCCGCCGCCGCCAACUACCAGCUUGGUUUUAUACAGCGCAUCCCGAUACCACCCAUGAAUUUCGUCAACCUGCUUUCCUCUUGGUGGGUGGAAUUUAAAGAUGUAAACGAAGUCACCACCUUGACGAAUUUCAACCAAGAGUUGGUGAAAUCCUUCAGUAUUCCGAUUAGAGAUCCUCAGUUUGGUGACUCUAACAUUUUUAUCCACUGGUGGAAAGAGAUGUCGGCCAGUUGGUUUUCUCAACCAUGUUCAGAGAUUGAAGAUAAGGUCUUCAGGCAUUGCCCAUGCUCAUUGGCCUUUCAGCAAGAGAAAGAGAAGAAGAAAGCCCAAGCAAAAGGUUCCCCAAGGCCGAUGGAGCAUCCUUCUUCUUCUCCCUUGAUUGGGGCCGUGCAAUCGGCCACUACUUUGUCCGCCGCUCCGGAAACUCAAACUUCCGCACUUGAGAAGGAAAUUGGGGCCCAAAUCAUAACUCCGGUGGGCGAGGAUGAGUCGGCCGAGAUUAAUACCACGGAGCACCCGGAGGAUGUUUCCACGAGGUCACACGAGAUUAUUCUCAUGCCUGAUGAUCACGCCAGUGAGCAUGUGGCCGAGCUGACCAAGGAAGACUUCCCACACGUCCCUGACUCUCAGCGGGCCAUUUUUGGCCCCGGACUUUCUUUGGCCGACACCACGGUCAUUGAGGCCGAAUUUCAGCCCCUUUUUGCUAUAAGCUCGGACUCUCCAUUGACUUGCCCUCUCGAGGCACCCCAAAGUGGCUCAACUUUUCAGGCGGAUGCCAACAUUACGGUCGACCAUGCGAUCGUCAUCAGUGGUGCGCCUUCCACUAUUCCCACCAACGGAAGUGCACCACCUGAGCCCGUCCUUAUGUUGACCUUGGGAGCUCCUACCUUGGUGGACGACGUUAUUCCAUCUGAACUCCAACUUGAGAUUGGAGAGUCUUCAUCCUUUGUGCCUGCCGAGAGUACCAUGAAUCCAUCGGUGGAGGAUGAAAGAAGCUUGGCAAUGGUCCCUCAUGAAGAGGCCCCUCUACCAUCCCCUGAUCAGUGGGAUGCAUCUAUAUCUUUGUUUAAGGCUUCCACUCGCCUUGCCACUUUUUCCACCAUAACCGGGGCCUUACCAGAUUCUGGGGCUGAAGCCCUACUUCGGUCAUACAGAGAUGGAGAUCUCAUGUCCAUGGAGGACAAAGAUGAGAGAAACAAGCUCAAGGCCACCAUCGAGAUUGUGGCGAGUUUUGGCUUUUUUUCCAAUCCACGCUCGUCGGCUAUGAUCACUUAUCUCUUUGGUCAAGUGGAGAAGUUUGCCCUCCACUGCCGUCCUUUUCUGGAGGAGCAAAGGAUGGGCCAAGACUUGGAACAACAGAUUACCUCAUGUAGUGCCACCAUGACGAAGGAGAUUGAGAUUGCCCACUAG
This is a messenger RNA of Prunus armeniaca (apricot), 2211 nucleotides long. Lineage: Eukaryota; Viridiplantae; Streptophyta; Magnoliopsida; Rosales; Rosaceae. The record is from the annotation of a GenBank genome assembly.